AGGGAAAGAUCGUCACAAUACGUGAUCAGUAUUGUUUAUACUUGACACCUGCUCUCCUCAGUAACACUGUCAGUGGCCACUCAACAUGAAGGCUCUAGUCUUUCUCAUCGUUGUGAGCAUUACUACCGUCCUUAGCAGACCAAGCUUCCCAACAACCCACGGCCUCUCACAGCAAUCUUCCUCACACGAAUGUGAUUAUCCUACACUGGACAAUCAAGUAUGGAGAUGGUGCUAUCUUCCGUUGUACGGCCGACUGGUGGGUUGGUUCUAUCCAUCACCAUACACCUAUGGGGGAGGAUACUAUUAUCCACUAAUUACCAACGGACUGGAAACGUGGUACAGCUAUCCUUACGACAGUAAUCACUACAGCAUAGGCUUCCAACCAUAUGUCGACGAGGACACGACCCAGCAGACUGUGUGGCGGCGUCCCAUCACCACUGCUGACUACAUCACUAAGAACAAUGCUGUGAACAUUUUUGUUGGGAAUCCUUUUGUCGGAAAGGACGACAAACCGCCGACUUACAAGGAGCCAGAGACCAUUCCAGACAAAAAUGAAAUGACUUUCUUAACAUCGAAAUUGAUUAAUAUUCUUAAAACUCUAUUCUCUACUCAUAAAGAGGACGCUGAAAAUGAUCCCCCAAAGAAAACUGUAAAGACUGAUGCUGAGGGGAGCACUAUGACGAACUUCCAGAAAGAAGUUUCUCAAGAGAUUGAAUAUACGGGUGAUAAAACAGUAGAGGACUGGCCUCAGGUUAUGAAGACACAGAUUAUUAAUGAGGGUACUGAGAAGACUGUACCUAGUGAGGGCAUGGCUGGUGUGCCUCAGGAACCUAUAGAGACAGCUGCUCGGGAGGAGCCCAAGGCAGCUGAGGAGAUGGGUGAUAUGAAAAUUAUUCCACACAAAAACGUUCCUGAGGAUGCUCCUCAAAAUGCUCCAGUGAGUAAUGUUCCUCAGAGUGAACCUUCUGAAAGUGAAACUCCUCAGGAGCAGACUCCUGAGAAUGAUACUCCUAUGAAGGUUGCUCCUGAGGGUUAUGCUCCUGAGAAAGAUGCUCCCAUGAAGGUUGCACCUGAGGGUUAUGCCAGUGAGAGUGAUGUUCCUGAGAAGCAUGCUUCUCAGAGUGAUGCCCUGAGAGUGAUACUCCAGAAAAGCAUGCUCCAGAGGGUGAUGCUCCUGAGAAGCAUGCUCCUCAGAGUGAUGCUCUAG
Molecule: messenger RNA, 1207 nt
Organism: Portunus trituberculatus (swimming crab)
Lineage: Eukaryota; Metazoa; Arthropoda; Malacostraca; Decapoda; Portunidae
Exons: 3
Coding region: 86-1207 (373 amino acids)
Source: RefSeq, a predicted model, not a curated record